AUGGUGGGCGUGGUGGCGUGCGGCUCGGUGAGCUCCAUCAAAGCUCUGUGGGAGACCAGGAUCAGGAGGGUCCGCGAGGAGCAGCAGGAGGAGCAGGAGAACCGGAGGAAGAUCAGGGGCGGAGCCAGCAGCAGGCUCGGUGUGGGGGUCUGGGAGGACCGGGCGGUUCUUGCCCGGCUGAAGCAGAAGCUGCAGACAGAAGACGGACGACUCAUCCUGCGGAUCGAGCAGGAGGACUGGAAGACGCUGCCGGGCUGUCUGGUCCAGUUCAGUCAGGUCCAGGAGUGGCAGAUUCACCGGACCGGACUGCAGAAGAUCCCUCACUUCAUCUCCAGCUUCCAGAACCUUUUAGUUCUGGAUCUGUCCCGGAACGGGGUCACAGAGAUCCCCAAACAGAUCGGGAAGCUGACCCGGCUCAGAGAGCUCCUGCUGAGCUACAACAGAAUCCAGUUUGUUCCUGAAGAGCUGGGCUGCUGUGAGGGUCUGGAGCGGCUGGAGCUGGCCAUGAACCGGGACCUGAACCAGCUGCCAGACCAGCUCAGGACCCUGACCAGGCUGCAGCACCUCGAUCUGUCCAUGAACGACUUCUCCUGCGUGCCGGACUGCGUGGUCGCGCUGCCGGCGCUCGAGUGGCUCGACAUGGGAGGGAACCAGCUGCAGCACCUGCCUGAGGACAUACACAGGAUGGAGAUGCUGCACACGCUGUGGCUGCAGAGGAACCAGCUGGAGAAACUCCCAGACAACAUCAGCAGGAUGCAGCGACUGGACACGCUGGUCCUCAGCAGCAACCGGCUCAGGGACAUCCCGCCUCUGAUGGACGACAUGUCCAACCUCAGGUUUGUGAAUUUCCGGGACAACCCUCUGACUCUGGACGUGACGCUGCCGGACAUAAAGCAAAAGACUGAGGACACUGAAGAAAAAGAUGAUGAAGAAGAUGAGGAAGACGACAGAGAGAUGUUUGGAAAAGAGUUCAUGCACAUUUACAUCCAGGAGGCCAGGAAGCGAGCGUACGCCGUGCUCAACAUGCACCGAGUCAACCUUUCAAGGUUCUGAAAUCCUUCAGAGGGUCUGUAAGAGGUGGGCGUGGUCACCGUGACAUCAGCGGCUGGUGUGACCAUAUUUGGAGGAAAUUAUCACCUAACGUAAACAAGAUGCAUCUAUAAUUAUAAAUGAUCAGUUAAGUGAGGUGAGAAAUCAACUUCUAUACAAUCAGACUUCUCUCUGCAGCCGGUGGAGUCGCCCCCUGCUGGACGUCAGGCAGACUGCAGGUUAAAGACAUUUCACCGUGUUGGUGUUUGGUUCUUUUAUUGUGAAAGUCAGAUUAUAAACUUAAUGGAAAGAGAUCCUACAUUUCCCACAAUGCACCUGGGUAAUGUUUCAA
Centropristis striata (black sea bass) is the source of this 1381-nucleotide messenger RNA. It is a transcript of the gene lrrc39, whose product is annotated as leucine rich repeat containing 39. The record is from RefSeq and is a predicted model, not a curated record. Gene Ontology annotation, molecular function: protein binding. The coding region runs from base 1 to 1053 and encodes 350 amino acids. The transcript is spliced from 8 exons. NCBI's taxonomy places the organism in Eukaryota, Metazoa, Chordata, Actinopteri, Perciformes, Serranidae.